UCAGGGCUGUGCAGGUAUAACCUGGGCUUGUGAUGCUGCUGACACUGCUGCCCGUCGCUCCCCUGUGGCUGUGAUGUCAGCGCCCUCGGCUCGGCCUCCCAGUAUCUGCUGGCGCCUCCUCCCCUCUUCCCUGUCAUGAUUCCACUGCUGCCAGUGCCUAGUACCAUGGACAGAGAGCCCUCCUCCGGCGCCCUGCACCUGGAAGCGUCUCCCUGCCCGUAGUCUCCUCCAGAAGGAUGUAAGAGCCCGAUCUGCUGACAGCUGAGAAGGACAUUGCACGGCUGGGCCCCAGGAUGCUGCUCCGGGGCCCUUCACCAUAGUUCACCCUGGUCAGAGCCCGGGAGAUCACACCCGCUGCCCUCUGUGUCCCGGACCAUGUGGGUUAAUCCGGAGGAAGUGCUGCUGGCGAACGCCCUGUGGAUCACCGAGAGGGCCAACCCUUACUUCAUACUGCAGAGGAGGAAGGGGCAUGGGACCAGGGGAGGAGGGGGGCUGGCAGGUUUGCUGGUUGGGACCCUGGAUGUUGUAUUGGAUUCCAGCGCCAGGGUAGCACCUUACCGCAUCCUUUAUCAGACCCCGGACUCCCUUACAUACUGGACCAUUGCUUGUGGAGGCUCUCGAAGGGAGGUAACUGAACAUUGGGAAUGGCUGGAGAUCAACCUGCUUCAGACGCUUUCCAUUUUUGAAAAUGAAAAUGACAUUACUACGUUUGUCAGAGGAAAAAUCCAGGGUAUCAUUGCAGAGUAUAAUAAAAUCAAUGGCGUAAAAGAUGAUGAUGAUACAGAUAAGUUUAAGGAAGCCAUAGUGAAGUUCCACAAGCUAUUUGGCAUGCCAGAAGAAGAGAAGUUGGUGAACUACUACUCAUGCAGUUACUGGAAGGGCAGAGUGCCCCGACAAGGAUGGAUGUACCUAAGCAUCAACCACCUCUGUUUCUACUCCUUCCUAUUAGGAAAAGAAGCCAAGCUGGUGAUCCGAUGGGUUGACAUAACACAACUGGAAAAGAUGGCUACCUUACUUCUCCCAGACAUGAUUAAAGUCAGCACUCGCUCUAGUGAAGAUUUCUUCUCUGUUUUUCUGAACAUCUCUGAGACUUUCAAAUUGAUGGAGCAGCUCGCCAACAUAGCUAUGAGGCAACUCCUGGAUAAUGAAGGGUUUGAGCAGGACCGAUCCCUUCCCAAAUUAAAAAAGAAAUCCCCCAAAAAAGUAUCUGCCUUAAAGAGAGAUUUAGAUGCUCGAGCCAAGAGUGAACGGUAUCGCGCUCUCUUCCGUCUUCCGAAGGAUGAAAAGUUGGAUGGACAUACAGCCUGCACUUUGUGGACCCCCUUCAGUAAACUGCAUAUUUUGGGGCAAAUGUUUGUUUCCACAAAUUACAUUUGCUUCACCAGUAAAGAAGAGAAUCUGUGCAGUCUGAUCAUCCCGCUGAGAGAGGUGACCAUUGUAGAGAAGGCUGACAGCUCCAGUGUCCUGCCCAGCCCGCUGUCUAUCAGCACCAAGAACAGAAUGACAUUUCUCUUUGCCAAUUUGAAGGACAGAGACUUUCUUGUGCAGAGAAUAUCGGAUUUCCUGCAGCAGACUACCUUGAAAAUGUACUUUGACAAGGAUAUUUCUGGAAGUGACAGCAGCAUAGAGGAGGAGGCUGACUCCAGGGCCACUGGUUUUGUUUCCUGCAGUCCUCAUCAAAGACAAAGAAUGGAAGCAGAUAGAGACCGCCACAUAAACCUAAAUGGAAACAGCGCUCCAACAGCAACACAAACUUUAAUGACCAUGUAUCGUAGGAGGUCCCCCGAGGAAUUCAACCCUAAAUUGGCCAAAGAGUUUCUUAAGGAGCAAGCUUGGAAGAUUCAUUUUGCAGAAUAUGGGCAAGGUAUCUGUAUGUACCGCACACAGAAAACAAGAGACCUGGUACUGAAAGGCAUCCCAGAGAGAAUGCGAGGAGAGCUGUGGCUGCUGUUCUCUGGGGCUAUUAAUGAGAUGGCGACACACCCAGGUUAUUAUGAGGAACUGGUUGAGAAAUCUAUGGGUCAAUACAACCUUGCCACAGAGGAGAUUGAAAGAGAUCUGCAUCGUUCCCUUCCCGAGCAUCCUGCAUUCCAAAAUGAAAUUGGAAUUUCUGCCUUGAGGAGAGUCCUCACUGCUUAUGCUUUUAGAAAUCCAAACAUUGGGUAUUGUCAGGCCAUGAAUAUCGUUACCUCAGUACUACUUUUGUAUGCCAAAGAGGAAGAAGCCUUCUGGUUGCUCGUGGCUCUCUGUGAACGUAUGCUUCCUGACUACUACAAUACCAGGGUUGUUGGAGCUCUUGUGGAUCAAGGAGUGUUUGAAGAGUUGGCCCACGAUUACGUGCCUCAGCUUUAUGACUGUAUGCAGGACUUGGGGGUGAUUUCCACCAUCUCGCUCUCUUGGUUUCUCACCCUUUUCCUCAGCGUCAUGCCCUUUGAAAGUGCUGUGGUGGUUGUGGAUUGUUUCUUCUAUGAAGGCAUCAAGGUCAUAUUUCAGCUUGCACUUGCUGUAUUGGAGGCCAAUGUCGACAAGCUCCUGAACUGUAAAGAUGAUGGGGAAGCUAUGACAGUACUUGGAAGGUAUCUAGAUAGCGUGAGUAACAAAGACAGCACGUUACCUCCAAUUCCUCAUUUGCAUUCCCUGCUCACUGAUGAUGUGGAGCCAUACCCGGAAGUGGACAUUUUUGCUCUCAUUGCCUCCUCUUAUCAGAAAUUUGGCUCUAUACGGGCAGAUCUGAUAGAACAAAUGAGGUUUAAGCAAAGGUUAAAAGUAAUACAGACCCUUGAGGACACCACAAAGCGAAAUGUGGUCCGCACUAUUGUGACUGACACAGCAUUUACUAUUGAUGAGCUGGAAGAGUUGUAUGCACUUUUCAAGGCUGAGCACCUGACCAGCUGCUACUGGGGAGGUACCAGCAGUUCUAUAGAACGCCAUGACCCAACCUUGCCCUAUCUUGAGCAGUACCGCAUAGACUUCCAGCAGUUCAAGAGCAUGUUUGUCCUACUGUUUCCAUGGGCAUGUGGUGCACACAUGGAUAUCAUGGCUUUCCGAGUCUUUCAGCUUCUGGAUGAAAAUGGCGAUGGUUUAAUAAACUUCCGGGAGUUCGUGUCGGGGUUAAGUGCAGCCUGCCAUGGUGACCUCACAGAAAAACUGAAGCUGUUGUACAGAAUGCACAUCUUGCCUGACCUGUCACCAGACCAAGAAGAACCAGAUUCUGCAUUUGAGGCCACACAAUACUUCUUUGAAGACAUCGCACCUGAGUGUAGUCAUGUUGCUUCAAUUGAGUUGAGAAGCAAGAAAAGGACAGAAGAAGGCUUUGUUGCAGUCAGUCUUAAACCAGCUAAAGUUCAAAAAACAAGUCAGGAUAACCGAAAUUACCUCCGGAUAUGGGCACAGGAAAACCGGCCUAAGGAAAAAGAUGCGAAAGAAUUACCCAAGUUAAACCAGGGGCAGUUUAUUGAGUUGUGUAAGACCAUGUACAAUAUGUUUAGCGAAGAUCCAAGAGAGCAAGAACUCUACCAUGCAACCGCAGCAGUUACCAGCUUACUGCUUGAGAUUGGUGAGGUGGGAAAACUUCUCUCUCUGCAGCCUCCAGAAGAAACUGCCAGCCACAGCAGCAAGGAAACUCCAAGGAUGGUCCAUGAAAAGAACCCUGUCCAAACAUACCAGUAUGAGCAAUCAGGAGCUUUUUCCACCAACUUUGUUACCAGUGACAAUACUGAAGAAAUCCACUCUGAUCAAAUGGAGGAGGUCAAGCUUGAGGACUCUUCUCCUAGAGACAAUGGGGCCUGCUCAUCUAUGCUCAUAUCAGAUGAUGAGACAAAAGACGAUGGCUCCAUGUCUUCUUACUCUGUGCUGAGUGCUGGGUCACAUGAAGACGAUAAACUACAAUGUGAGGAUAUUGGUGAUGACACCAUCCUUGUACGGAGUCACCACCAAGCUUCUUUGCCUGUCAGUACUAGUCUAGACCAAGACUGGGCUGUUACAUUUGAGCAGUUCCUUGCUUCUCUCUUGACAGAGCCAGCGCUUGUCAGAUACUUUGAAAAACCAGUGUCCAUAUUGGCUAGAAUAACUAACGCUAAAAAUGUCAGAAUGAUGGGGAAAGCAUUCCCUUCUACAAGUGACUAUGACAUUGCUAUUGUUUCUGGGUGAGGAACACUAAGGUACAGUAGAUGUAAAUAAUGGCUAAAACCGUUCAUUCCUAAUAGGAGAGCAAAAUCUGUUUUAAAGGGGUUGCACAGGAUCUUCUGCCUGAUCGAACAUUGAGAGUGGAGAGAUGCAACUGCACACUGGAAAGCACAGUUGCUGAGGCAAAAGUCACAAUACUUGCGGGGCAAGGAACGGUUGAUUUAGUACUGGUCCCAAUCGACGUACAGUUGUCUGCCCCAGAUGUCACAUUGGGUAGGAGAGUAUGCCUGCACAACCCUUUUAAAAAUUUUAGUCCAAAAAUGCACAAUUUACAAAUAACCAUCAAAGGAUGAUAUCGAUUUUAACCCAACAUUUUCCUUCAGAUUUAGUCCUUAUAUAGGCAUGAGUACAAAUUAUUUUAAAUAACAAUUUAGGGAUUUUAGACUACAUAAGUGCAUAUUAACCUUACCGGAAAAUAUUAACUUUAUGAUGCGUCCGAUAGGACAAGAGUGUAUUGUACUGUAGAUAAAAAAAAAUAUGGUAAAAUGCCACAAUAUUGAGUGAAAUACUGCAUCCGUAUUCCUGUAAAUAAGUUAUAUGAACUUGCAUAUAUAUUCAGUCAAUGGGAAUGCAUUGUCACUUCAGUGUCCCAGCCCCCCCAACUUGUUUUUGCUGUUCUUUGAGCACCUGUACUUUGAUUCCUGCUUCUUUAUAAGUUCAAUUUCUAGUUUUUAUUUUCUAUUUUAUCAAUAUGUUAUUUAUAUGCAAUUUAUUUGCUCUCCUCUAGUUAAUACAAUUUUUCAUGCAGAAUUGUAUCUGGUCUAAUGACCAUACAUAAGAAAAAUACUGUAAUUCGGUGCUGGAUCCCUGAGGUGAAGGUUGUUUUGUUGAAGGAUGUGAAGUGCACAAAGUUUCC
Messenger RNA from Bufo bufo (common toad), 5041 nucleotides. RefSeq names its product TBC1 domain family member 9 (gene TBC1D9). The transcript has 21 exons. NCBI's taxonomy places the organism in Eukaryota, Metazoa, Chordata, Amphibia, Anura, Bufonidae. Gene Ontology annotation, molecular function: calcium ion binding. The record is from RefSeq and is a predicted model, not a curated record. The coding region runs from base 376 to 4149 and encodes 1257 amino acids.